UGAAGCAACAGAUGCCCCAGAUAGAGUUGAAGGGUUUCACAUAGAUUGGAUGUUCACGAGACAUGAUCUUAGAAAAGAUAAAUCGUAUGGCCGAGAAUUCUCCCUAUGUAAGUGUGCAGGCUCUAAAAUAGAUAACGACACCAAGAAUUUUUCAGACAUUCUUAAGGUUUUAAAAAUACUCAGAAAUAUGCACAGAAGCCUAGUCAAAGCAAUUGCUAUCGAAAGUGGAAGAGCACUUUCAAAACAAGUUUUAAAUGCUUGUAAUAAAUUAAUUAUGCCUGGUUUUGCAUCAUCGUGGUUCUACCUUCGUGCUGUCCUCAUAAUAUAUGUAGGAGGCGGAUUCUAUGCAUCAUUUGAAUUGGGAAAGUUUGAUAUCCCUACUUCGUAUGAUGAACUUUGGAAGCUAACUAAAUUGCACGAAUUAUGUUGCAAAUUAAGGUUGAAAUUGUUGCAUUUUACUGUUUCUCGAUUUAAACGUAUUAUGGAAAGAGCCGAGAAAGAAAAGUUCCUUUCUAGAAAAGUAACAAUCAUUGAGGCAAAGGAAACCCACACACCUAAUAAACCAAAAAAAACGAAACAACCAAAGUCUGAAGUAUGA
Funneliformis caledonium is the source of this 598-nucleotide messenger RNA. The record is from the annotation of a GenBank genome assembly. Lineage: Eukaryota; Fungi; Glomeromycota; Glomeromycetes; Glomerales; Glomeraceae.